AUGAACUUAGGGCGCCGAAACAUUAGUAAGAUAUUAAUCUAUUCUUAAUAGUGCAUUUUUGAGUAACAUAUCCAUGUGUCUCUACAUUAGUUGUUGGAUGUCUAAAUAUUGUUAUUAAGUUCAAUAAAUCAAUUUAAACAUGGAUAAUUUUAAAUUAGACGAUUACUCUACCUACCUUGCACUAACCAUAGGCGGGGGAUCUCUAUUCAUACUCUCCUUUUUAUUUGGACUAUUCAGAGCAUGCAUACUGCAUUCUAGUGUGUUUUGGGGUUAGCUUUACACUUAUAACAAUCGGUAUGGGUUUUGGAUAGACAUCAAAAGAUGUGUAUGGCUAAAUUGACUUUACCUUUAAUUACCCGGUGGCUGAAUUUAUUGGUAUAUGUGGAAUCUUUGUAUAAGCAUUACAUAAUUGUUAUGAACAUAGCUUGGAUGAAGAUUCGAAAUGAAUUAUCAUAUUUAUUGAAAUUUAUAAAAUAUUAUAGUACUAAAAAUAUUCUAAGGAUUACUACUAGAAUUGGAAAUUGUAAUACCUAUAUAAUUUAUUAAUGGUGGUAUAUGUCCUAAGUGUUAGUUUAUUUUCUUGUAAUGAUUGUAAUUUGCGGUUCAAGUUUUUGA
Paramecium tetraurelia is the source of this 615-nucleotide messenger RNA. RefSeq lists its product as uncharacterized. NCBI's taxonomy places the organism in Eukaryota, Ciliophora, Oligohymenophorea, Peniculida, Parameciidae. The record is from RefSeq and is a predicted model, not a curated record. The transcript is spliced from 3 exons.